UCCAUCUGUAAACAUCAAAUUUGACGUAUUUCAGCUGAAAGGAACGAGUAAAUUUCUCUCAAAACAAUUAUUACCAGAAACAUGAACAUAUAUGCUUUUAAAAAAAAAUAAAAAUUUGGGGGUGGGUGUCAUUUUUAUCCUGUUCUUCUUUUCUUUUCCCACCAUAGUGAAUCAAGAAAGCAAAUAUUUUCCCCUAUAAAAAGAGCAAGAGAUCAGCUAUAAGCUGGGAAGAUGACGAUGGAGCAGACAAAAGGAAAAGAAAUUAGCGAUAUCAAUGUUCGUGAUGAUGAAGAGAAAUGGGUUUAUGAUUCUUCUGUUGAUCAUAACGGAAGAGUUCCACUUCGAGCUUCCACUGGUGUUUGGAAAGCUUCCCUCUUUAUUUUCGCAAUUGAAUUCAGUGAAAGGUUGAGUUACUUUGGGAUAGCGACAAGUUUAAUCAUUUACCUGACCAAGGUGAUUCACCAAGACCUCAAGACAGCAGCAAGGAGUGUCAACUACUGGGCUGGGGUCACUACGCUUAUGCCACUAUUCGGAGGAUUCAUUGCUGAUGCUUACUUGGGCCGAUUCUGUACGGUUCUUGCUUCAACCAUCGUCUACCUUUUGGGCUUGCUUCUGUUGACAAUGUCCUGGUUUGUCCCAAGCUUAAAGGCAUGCGAUGCUGAUGUUUGUGCUGAGCCUAGGAAGGUUCAUGAAGUGGCCUUCUUCCUUGCCAUAUACUUGAUCUCCAUUGGAACAGGAGGCCAUAAACCUUCAUUGGAGAGCUUUGGAGCUGACCAGUUUGACGAUGAUCACUCAGAAGAGAGAAAGAAGAAGAUGUCCUUCUUCAACUGGUGGAACUUUGGCCUUUGCUGUGGACUUUUAUUGGGCGUCACCGUAAUUGUUUACGUCCAAGACCAUGUGAAUUGGGGGGUUGCAGAUAUUAUUCUGACUAUAGUCAUGGCUUGGUCGUUGUUAAUCUUCAUCAUUGGAAGGCCAUAUUACCGUUACAGGAUGCCAUCAGGAAGCCCCUUAACGCCAAUGCUACAGGUUUUUGUAGCUGCCAUUUCUAAAAGAAAACUGCCUUAUCCCUCAAAUCCUGCAGAACUGUAUGAAGUUCCCAAAUCAGAAAAGACUCAGGGGAGACUUUUGUGCCACACCAAGAAACUCAAUUUCCUUGACAGAGCUGCCAUUGUUGAGGACAAUGAAAAUUCAAUCGACAAACAGAGUCCCUGGAGACUUGCAACUGUGACCAAGGUUGAGGAGAUGAAGCUUGUUCUCAACAUGAUUCCCAUAUGGCUAGCUUCCUUACCAUUUGGAAUUUGUGUAGCACAAGCUUCCACAUUCUUCAUCAAACAAGGGGCCACUAUGAACCGAAACAUUGGUAAUUUCCAGCUUCCUCCAGCCUCAAUCUACUCUCUAGCCGCCAUUGGCAUGAUAAUCUCCGUAAUCAUCUAUGAAAAGGUCCUCGUACCAGUACUAAGGAAAGUAACAGGAAACGAACGAGGCAUCAAAAUACUACAAAGAAUUGGCAUUGGGAUGCUUUUCUCAAUUGCUACAAUGAUAGUUGCUGGCCUGGUCGAGAGAAAGAGAUUAGCUACUCUCAGAAAGGACCCGGUAAAUGGCUCCCUCUCCAUGAGUGUGUUCUGGUUGGCACCACAGUUCAUCAUAAUUGGUGCAGGAGAUGGGUUCGCUCUGGUUGGCUUGCAAGAGUACUUUUAUGAUCAAGUUCCGGAUUCCAUGAGAAGCUUAGGCAUUGCAUUUUACCUGAGCGUGAUCGGAGCUGCAAACUUUAUUAGCAGCCUGCUGAUAACACUAGUUGAUGACAUCACAGAGAAAGGAGGGAAGAGCUGGUUUGGCAAAGAUUUGAACAGCAGCCGCUUAGACAAUUUCUACUGGCUGUUAGCGAUUAUAUCCAUGGCUAACUUGUGCAUCUAUGUCUUCCUGGCAAAGCGUUACUCUUACAAAAAUGUCCAGAGCUUGGCUGUUGCUAAUUGCAAUGAAGAAGAUGAUGAUGCUGCAGGAUCAAUGGCUUAACAUUAUAUGUCACUGGUCUUAUAUAAAUAAGAAAUUGAUGUAAUCGUUUAGUGUUUCCUAGAGCAAUUUAGUCUUUAAUUAAGGAAAAUUAUGAAAUUGUAGCCUAUUAGUAAGCUCAAUUUGUUGCUUGCUUCAGCUUCUGAUAUCUUUCUAUAGUAAAACACCUUCAAUUAUAUAUUCUACCAAAGCCACACUGAGAUUGAAAACUAGAAGAAACUACUAGUGACCA
Messenger RNA from Durio zibethinus, 2242 nucleotides. RefSeq names its product protein NRT1/ PTR FAMILY 5.6-like. Gene Ontology annotation, biological process: transmembrane transport; dipeptide transport. Gene Ontology annotation, cellular component: membrane. Lineage: Eukaryota; Viridiplantae; Streptophyta; Magnoliopsida; Malvales; Malvaceae. The record is from RefSeq and is a predicted model, not a curated record. Gene Ontology annotation, molecular function: dipeptide transmembrane transporter activity; tripeptide transmembrane transporter activity.